AUAGUAGAGAUGAAGUUCUGUAACGAGUUGCGACGACGAACCAGUGUGGUCACGUAAGCCCACCAUACCGCAUGGUGGAUACAUGUUUCCUUUAACUCGACGUUGUAUAAAAUGCUAUAAUUGUGUAUUGUUGUUAUUUUGCAAGGGACACAACGAUCUUGUGGAGCAGCCACCUCCAGCCUUGCAUACGACUGCUGGCAUAUCCUAAUUUUGCUUGAAUAUUGUUGGAACAUAAUUAAAUCAUAAUCUAUAUAAUCAAAAAGAAAUUGGAGCUUCUACUAUCUGCUCCUUAAUAUUAAAGCACUAUUAAAAAUGAAGUGGUCACCUGGUGCUUUAUUCUGCGAACAAGUUGGUGAACUUACUCGAGUUUUCUCACAAUGGAAUGAAUGUGAACAAACUGUGGUUUUAUAUGCACUACUUCGUCGUAUUCCUGCAGUUCAAGCAAGGUUUCUUGCACAAGCAGUGCAGCAUUCCUUGCACUCUGUUUCUGAAUUGGACACACAGGAAUUAAAUGCCAAUAAUCCAGCAUUUAUUAAUUCAUUACUCUCAGAAUCAACUGAAGUUGCUAUAAAUCAACUUCUAACACAUUUGCCAUUAUUAAGGCCUGGGAAUAUAGAGUGCAAACAAUGCUACUUGGUAGCAAUACCAGAAUUAGUAAGCCACUGUGUAACUACAGGACAAUAUACUGAACAAACUCAACAACUUUUAAGUUAUUGUUUGAUUCAUCCAGCUAUAACUAGUCAAGAUAGACGUUCUUUAACACAGUGGCUUCGGCAUCUUGAAGAACGUAUUAGUGGUACACCACCAAUACAUGGUCUUGAAGAGUAUACUAAUACUACUAUUAGAUGGGAUAAUGCUUGGCAGCGAAAUUCUAAACAGCAAAAUGAACAAACAAAUUUGUUUGGCACACAACCCGGUACUGCCUUCAAUUUACAAUUUCCGCCACCUGUAACUCGUCAGCGCCGAUCGAACAGUUUAACACCACCCGUCGCUCCUCCUCAUCAUUUAGAAGUUGUUGAUCGCACGAAUAAUGUAAAUUGCACAACUAAACACAAGCCACGUAGUUUUAGCGUAUCUGGAGAUCAUGCAAGCAAUCUUAUUGGACUAGGCCCACUGAGUCCUCAAAGUUCUUGUGCAAGUAGCGGCAGCGAAGGACGUUUAGAUGAAACAUCUAAUCGAUCGCUAGCUAGUGGAAUGAGAGACGUUCCAUCGUGGCUUAAAACUUUGCGUCUUCAUAAAUAUAGUUAUUUAUUUGUCACUCUUAGUUAUGAAGAAAUGCUACAAUUAACUGAAGAACAAUUAGCAGAACAGGGUGUGACGAAAGGGGCCAGACAUAAAUUAGCCCUUUCUAUUGCAAAAUUACAGCAGCGAUAUACAACACUUUUAAAUUUAGAAAAAGACUUAUUGCAACCAACGCGUGAUAAUACACAAUCGGCUUCGUUUUUACAAGGACCAACAGUUCUGGUCAAUACGAUUGAUGAAUUAAAGACCAUUUUAGCUACACCUAUGAAACCAAGUCAGGAAAAUGAUCCUCAAGAUAUACCUGCUCAAUUUACCAAAGUUCUUGGUAAAUUGUGUAGUCGAUUGGCACUGGAUAGCGUAGAUGACGGUAUUUUAUGCGCUUGUAUUAACAUAUUAGAAAAAGUAUUGCAACACGAUUGCUUUACUCCAAAUCAAAAAGAAAAAAUACAACAGUGGCGCAGUAGACUUGGAAAUCCACGACCAACUCCAAAAUGGCAACAUAAUUACGGAUAUAAUAAUAGAAGGUAUUGUAAUCCACAGCAACACAAUAGAAAACCAAGUUUAAACUUAGGACACAUUCAUAAUACACACCCGCAAAACAAUUCUUUUGUGGUUAGCACUCAUAGAAACAGUAUAUCUACCCCAUAUUUACAAAAUAAUCAGAACCAAAGUGUAAAUCAGAAUACUUUACGUCCAGUUCACGCGACCAAAAAACGACCUAGUUUACAAGAAUCUAGUUUACAGCAAUUACAAAGAACAUUACAGCGCACAUACAGUGCACCAAGGGAUCAUUUUCUUAGUCCAAGUAGCAACAACGCAUCUGAAACAACGGAACCAGAAAUUAACUCUCGUCUUGAAUCUCUUUGUUUAAGAAUGACAGAACAAGCAAUCGGUGGUUUCGGCGAGGCCUAAUAAUUUCUUCGUUUUUUUCGUUGACUGGAUCUACACAGUAAGUCCUGUUAAAAAAAAUUAUAUACAUGUCCGAGCUCCGUUCUUUCAAAGCCGAAGGCUAGACUGACUUCCGUACAUGUUGCGAAUAUGAAGAGAUUCCACCAGCAGUGAUAAUGCUGACAAGUUGCACGUACAAACGUGCACACAUUCUCACGCUUUAAUAGCCCUACCAAAUGAAAUGUCUAAUAUUUGAGACAUUACACCAUAAGAACUCAGUUUUGUGACGUCAGAAUGACGCGUGAAGAAAAACUAAAAAAAACUAAAAAAAAACUAAAAAAACUAAAAAAAAAAAAAAAAANAAUUUUUAUUAUAUCCGAUGCAAUUAUUAUACUAUUUAAUUGAAACUGACAGAAUUUGGCAAGCCAAAUGCUAUUAGGAAGAUAGAUUCUUUCCUUGACUAAUUGCUGCAUCUAUAUAAAUGUAUUAUAUAAAGAAUAUAUAUAUGUAUACACAUAUGAUAGAAUUUUACGGGAAGCGGAUAAAAAAAAAAAA
Apis florea (little honeybee) is the source of this 2685-nucleotide messenger RNA. RefSeq names its product sterile alpha motif domain containing protein 4 smaug (gene smg). Gene Ontology annotation, cellular component: P-body. The record is from RefSeq and is a predicted model, not a curated record. Gene Ontology annotation, molecular function: protein binding; translation repressor activity; mRNA binding. Lineage: Eukaryota; Metazoa; Arthropoda; Insecta; Hymenoptera; Apidae. Gene Ontology annotation, biological process: nuclear-transcribed mRNA poly(A) tail shortening; negative regulation of translation; regulation of DNA-templated transcription.